Messenger RNA from Heteronotia binoei (common prickly gecko), 1952 nucleotides. RefSeq names its product GRB2 associated binding protein 2 (gene GAB2). Bases 34 to 1950 code for a protein of 638 amino acids. The transcript is spliced from 9 exons. NCBI's taxonomy places the organism in Eukaryota, Metazoa, Chordata, Lepidosauria, Squamata, Gekkonidae. The record is from RefSeq and is a predicted model, not a curated record.
AAGAAGCGCUGGUUUAUCCUCCGCAGUGGCCGCAUGAGCGGGGACCCGGACGUGCUGGAGUAUUACAAGAACGACCAUUCCAAGAAGCCGCUGCGCGUCAUCAACCUCAACUUCUGCGAGCAGGUGGACGCUGGCCUCACCUUCAACAAGAAGGAGCUGCAGGACAGUUACGUCUUCGACAUCAAGACCAGCGAAAGGACCUUCUACCUCGUUGCCGAAACGGAGGAUGACAUGAACAAGUGGGUGCGGAGCAUCUGCCAGAUCUGCGGCUUCAACCAAUCGGAAGAGAAUGCAGACUCCGUAAGAAACAUUCCUAUCGCCAGCCACGGCCCGCGUUCUUCCCCGGCCGAACUGAGCGGUUCCAACCACCGGCUGCUGAGGGAGCGGAAGUCGUCGGCUCCCUCCCACUCCAGCCAGCCCACCCUCUUCACGUUUGAUUCGCCCACGAACCACAUCCGGACCACCCUUUCCACCAGCGCCCCGCAAGACUAUCUCUUCCUACACCAGUGCAUGAGCAGGAAAUCAGAAACCAGGAGCGCUAGUUUCUCUCAAGCCACGAGGUCCUCGUUCUUCAUGAGAAGCGACCCGUCCGUUCAGAAACUCUCUCAGGGGAACGGUCACUGCGUGAACGGCAUGGGCGGACAAGUCCACGGCUUCUAUAGUUUACCCAAGCCCAGCAGGCACAACUCAGAGCUCCAGGACAGCGCCUACGACCUCCCCAGGAGCUUCGGAUGCUACGCCCACACGAAAUCGAGCCUCACGGGCUCCGAAACGGAUAGCGAGGAAGUCUAUACCUUUAAGACGCCCAAUAAUACCCUCUGCAAGGACUUUGGAGAGCUGAGCACGGAUUCGUACGACGUCCCCGGUACCCCCUUGUCCAUUUAUCAGAUCCCAAGGACAUUCACUCUGGACAAGAACCACAAUGCCCUGGCGGUGGCUGGCAACGAAAUGCCGGCCGCUCCGCCCCCUCGGCCUCCAAAGCCCGGGCAGGCAGAGACGCGGUGGGGCAGCCCUCAGCAGCGACUGCUGGACGGCGAAGGCCUCGGCAUGGGGCCCGUGGCUGCCACCAUUCCCAGGAGGAACACGCUUCCAGCGAUGGAGAACUGCAGGCUGCAUCGAGCCUCCUCUUGCGAGACCUACGAAUAUCCCCAGCACGUCAAGAGCAGCAACGUCCAGUCAGCGGAGUCUGUGAAUGUUGGGCUCAGCUCGUACCUGCAAAACAAAGCUACAGUGGCUCGCUCCCACAGCGCCGACUCUGAGGACAAUUACGUCCACAUGAACCCGGGCUCCUCGGUCCUGCUGAGCACCGAGGGAUCCAACGACAACUCCUACAUCCCCAUGAGCCCUGGGCCACAUCACCUCGACUUCAUGGGGCUGUCCUCGUCGACCUUCCCGGUUCACAAAGGGAGCGCCAGUUCCCAGCCUCUCCGGCGCAUGAGCGAGAUCCAGCCCCCGCCAGUCAACCGCAACCUCAAACCUGACCGCAAAGCAAAGCCAACGCCACUGGACUUGAGAAACAACACUGUCAUUGAUGAGCUUCCUUUCAAAUCGCCUGUCACAAAAUCCUGGUCCAGGCCUGGCCAGGCGUUCAACUCCAACUUCUCGCCGUACUGUCGCCCCAUCUCCUCCCAGAGCAUCACCAGCACAGACUCAGGAGACAGCGAGGAGAACUACGUCGCCAUGCAAAACCCAGUCUCCGCUUCCCCCGUUCCCAGCGGCACGAACAGCCCCGCCAUGAAGAAGAGCGCAGGAAGCGUGGAUUACCUGGCUCUAGACUUCCAGCCGAGCUCACCUGGCCCUCACAGAAAGCCCUCCACGUCAUCGGUGGCCUCCGACGAGAAGGUCGAUUACGUGCAAGUCGACAAGGAGAAGACCCAAGCGCUGCAAAGCACCAUGCAAGAAUGGACGGACGUCCGGCAGUCUUCUGAACCUGCCAAAGCGGCCAAGUAGGA